AUGUCUGAGAAAUUCAAGACACGGCCUGAAGACCUCGAGGCGACAACGUCUCACUCGAGUGGCUUCUCGCGGUUCGCCUCAUUGUUUGGCGGCUCCAGCGUCUGGGUUGGUCCCCGGAUAGCACCGCUGCCCGCCUACCUCAAGAGCGACCUCUCUGAAAGCGAAGAGUCUAGCGAAGCAAUCCUCAACCGACAGCUCGCAUCGGAAGAUGGCACCUCGAUCCAAUAUCGAACUUGCUCGUGGCAAAAGACUGCGGCGCUACUCUUCAGCGAGUACAUCUGCUUGGCCAUCAUGAGCUUCCCUUGGUCCUACAGCGUGCUGGGUCUUGUCCCCGGCUUGAUCUUGACUGUGGUUGUUGCGGCCCUGGUGCUCUAUACAAGUCUUGUCCUGUGGGAGUUUUGUCUGCGGCAUCCAGAGGUGCGCGACGUGUGCGACAUUGGCCAGAUGCUCUUCUGGGGCAAGGAAUGGGCGUGGUGGCUGACUGCCAUCAUGUUUGUCCUGAACAAUACGUUUAUCCAGGCUCUUCAUGUUCUGGUCGGCGCAGAGUACCUCAACACCAUGACUGAAAGCGACAAGAUUGGCGGCUGCCGUACCGUGGAGUUUGGCGUCGUGGUCACGGUCAUCUGCUUGAUUGCAUCGCUGCCUCGCACCUUCAGCAUGAUGUCCAAGCUUGGUACGGCGUCGGCAAUCUUUACCUUUAUCUCCGUGUUGCUGGCAACCGUCUUUGCUGGUGUUCAGAACAAGCCCGCAGGAUACACUGCGGCUCUGGGCUCGCCCAUUGUCACGGCUAUUCCAGUCAAGGGCACGACUUUUGUCAACGGCAUGUCAGCUUUCCUCAACAUCAGCUACACCUUUAUUGGCCAGAUUACUCUCCCCAGUUUCAUUGCUGAGAUGCGCGAUCCUCGGGAGUUCCCCAAGUCGCUGUGGGCCUGCACAAUCGCCGAAAUCAUCGUCUUCUCCAUUGUCGGCGGUGUCAUCUACGCCUACACUGGCAACCAAUAUGUCACGGCUCCGGCGUUUGGAUCGUUGGAUGAUCUUUACAAGAAGGUUUCCUUCUCCUUCAUGAUCCCAACUCUCAUCUUCCUCGGAUGCCUGUAUGCCUCGGUUACGGCCCGCUUCGUCUUCUUCCGCGCGUUUCGCAACUCGGUGCACCUGCAUAGCCACACCGUCGUGGGAUGGGGAAGCUGGUUCGGCAUCCUGCUCGUCACCUGGAUUUUUGCCUUUAUCAUUUCUCAGGUCAUUCCAUUCUUUUCUUCACUCUUGUCCGUCAUGUCAUCCUUGUUCGACAGUUGGUUCGGCUUCAUCUUUUGGGGCGUCGCGUACCUGCGCAUGCGAAACGCGGACAAGCAAGUUGGGCGGAAACGCAACGGCAUUACUGCAGCAUUUUCAACGGCUGUGAACAUUGCCAUCAUCAUCAUGGGCGUGUUCUUCCUGACAGUGGGCACAUAUGCCAGUGUACAGGGCAUCAUUGAUCAAUUCGAUGCCGGCACGGUACACGGCGUGUUUUCUUGCAAGAGCAACGGAAUAUGA
This is a messenger RNA of Trichoderma aggressivum f. europaeum, 1530 nucleotides long. RefSeq lists its product as uncharacterized. The record is from RefSeq and is a predicted model, not a curated record. The transcript has 3 exons. NCBI's taxonomy places the organism in Eukaryota, Fungi, Ascomycota, Sordariomycetes, Hypocreales, Hypocreaceae. Gene Ontology annotation, molecular function: L-amino acid transmembrane transporter activity. Gene Ontology annotation, biological process: amino acid transmembrane transport. Bases 1 to 1530 code for a protein of 509 amino acids.